UGGCAAUAUGAUGGACCGUGUUAAUGAAUUAUGCAGGAAGUUCUUAUGCAAAUGAGAACAUUUGUGCAUGAUGACAUCGCGCUGUUGGUGACAUUUAUAUUUGAAGAAGCAUAUGAGUGCAAGCUCUAGAAGGAUUUGAUGCACAAUGGAUCAUGUUUUCAAUUGACUGCCAUGAGAUUUUCUGACAAAACUGGAUCAUAGCUGCCAUCCACACCUGAGCAAGCUCGUCCAAACAAGGAAAAUGGCCGCUAACCUAGAGGUUCCCAAUGGCUGCAGAGAGGAGCUUGUCCUCUCUGAAAUCAGGGGGUAGCUUGAGUCAGCUCAGAGGAACAAACCGGUUCAACAACUCCCUGUUUGUGAGCAGCCAGCGUCAGCUUUUAGAAGGUUACAAGAUCGAGGGUGGUGAAGUAAAGAGGAACAACCCUGACCCCUUAGUGUAUACCAGACGCUGUGGUAGAAGGCAGGAGAACAAUAACAGUAAAGAGAGCGUCAGUGUGGAGGGGGACUCACCUCGAAGUGAUGUAAGUGCCCAGAGUGAUGUUAGUGAAGAGAUCGUUCAGGUUGCUCAUGAAAUUGUGAAAGUUACUGGCAAUAUUAUUAAUUCUGAUAGUGAAACUGUUGGGAUCUCUAGUUGUAAAUCACUGAGAGGAAAUUAUAACCAACAUAUUGUCAGUGAUGAUGAGAAAUUUCUAGAAAAGACAGUAGAUGUUACAUGUGCAAGAAAGGAUGCUUCAAAGGUUGCAGUGAUUGCAAAAUGUAGGACAAAUGUUGCCCAGUCGUACCUUAGGUCUCAGCAGAUAAGUUUAUUGAAUAAUAGACCCCGUUCCACAGAUGGCAGUCACGUAAGGGUAGCAUCUCCUCAUAUAUUACAAAGACAUCCUCUCAGAAAUAGGCCAUCAUCAGCGGGAAAUAGGUCAGAGAAACCACCUCAGAUAGCAUAUGAUAGUACAUCCCCAAGAGACAGUGAAGACUCACUUAAAUUGUCCCUGCAUGGACUGAACAGUUCUGAUGAUUCAGAAGACAUUGAGGAAGAACAAGAUGAGGUUUGCAGUCCCAGAAAGUCAGCUGCAGGUAUCAAGAGUAUAAAAGAACAGUUUGAAAAAGCAAAUUCAUUUGAAGCCAAGUCAAGUCUUUUAAAAAGGCCUGACAGUGAUACAAGUCUUCUGAGAUCUUCAGGAUCAGUUGAGAGAAAAGUACCUGUAAUAAAGCAGAGCUUGACACUCAAAACAUUUUCAAAUGAAAGUUUAUCAGGAGGUAUUGAAGACUCAAGCAUUAAAAGCCCUCUCAAAAGGACAUCGUCUGGUAGAAAGUUACCUAUUCCAAAUUCUAAACCUUUGCGAACCAUAAAGAAAGUAGAGUCAGAGAGUUUCCUUUCUAUAAGCAAAGAUGGCAGUACAGAAUAUGUAGCAUUGGAUCUUACAAAGGCAAUAGUUGUAGAUGGUAACAGUGCUGCAGAAACAAAUACUUUGGACAAAAGCAUGCCAUCCACAGAUUCAGAAAUGAAUACUUCCGAUAGAAGUGUAAAAGAGUUGGAAUCAGGUAAAAAAUCAAGUUUAAGGAAUGGUGAACAUGAUCAAGUAUUACAAGCAGCAAAGGCAAGCAAACCUCCUUUGGAAAAGAAAAAUAGUAGGAGUAAUAAUCCAGGAGCAGUUCCUCCCUCCCCUAGAGGGUCCAAUCCCUCGCCAAGAAAGGUCAUAGCAGCAUCUCCAAGGGCUGGUGCCUCACCCAGAAAAGCUGGGUCCCCUCGUGUUUCUAGUUCUCCAAGGGCUCGGCAGCCAUCCCCGCGGGGGGCUUCUAGUCCAGCAAACAGAGCCUCCCCACGGGAAAGUGGGGCUAGGACACCCAGGGGAGUCUCAAAUGCUGAUAAACACCCUAGUAAAGAAAACUUUAAGUCACCUGAAAGUACUGAUCUUGUGAAAGCUAAAAGACCAGUUACACAUACUCAAAGUGAUAGUGCAGUGACAGUGACAAAUGGACUUACUUCUGGCGAGUUGGAUGUCAAGCGAAAACGGACCCAUAGUGGGAGCAGUCUGGUUUCUCCCAGACCAGGGUCUCCAUUGAAAGCAAAGCCUUUACUGGUGUCGGAGACUGGUUUGCAGGCCAGUAAAAUAGAGGAAGAACCCUUGAAGCCAACAUGUGUGGGUCAGGAAAGUUGUCAACAGAUGGACUUAUCACAGAUUAUUUCAACAUUUGUUACUAGUUCUGGGGAAGAUCAGGCGAGGUCUGAGACAGAGGUGCAGUCAGAAAAGACGUGGCUGGACGCAGAGAGGGUGUGGCUAGUACACAAGGGCGGGUUCGCGUCCGCCAGUCAGCUCAAGGGGGAGGGGCUAGGCCUGCCAGAGGGGAGGGUCAAGAUUCGCCUCGAUCACGGAGGAGAGGUGUUGGAAGUGGAUGAAGAUGAUGUGGAGAAGGCCAACCCACCGCAGCUGGACCGGGCGGAGGACCUAUGCCUGCUGCGCUAUCUCAACGAGUCCAGCGCCCUGCACACACUGCGUCAGAGGUACGGAGGGAACCUGAUACACAGCUACGCCGGGCCCUCCCUUGUCAUCAUCAACCCAAUGCAGCCACUGCAGAUUUACUCAGAGAAGGUGAUCCAGAUGUUCAAGGGCUGCAAGCAGGAGGACAUGCCCCCACAUAUCUUUGCCUCGGCCCAGAUUGCAUACCGGGAGAUGUUAAACACGCGCCAGGACCAGUCCAUUGUCCUUAUGGGCCGCAGCGGCAGUGGCAAGUCCUACAACGCCCACCAUAUCCUGCACUACCUUGCCACCAGCGCUGGAGCAGUCAAUAAUAUACUGACAGUGGACAAAUUGAAUGCCAUGACAAUGCUGCUUGAAGCAUUUGGCAACAGUCGCACCAUUCUCAACACCAGUGCCAGUAGGUUCUCCCAGAUGACCACUUUAGACUUCGACCACAACGGACAAAUUGUCUCUGCAUCUGUACAAGUAUUACUAUUUGAGAAGACGAGGGUGGUACGUCGCCCAGAAGGGGAGCCUACUUUCCACGUGUUCUACCAACUGCUGGCAGGAGUGGACGCUAAGCUAAGAGCGGAGCUUCAACUGAAUAAUCUAUCAGACCCAAAUAUGUUCAUGACACCAUUACAGAAAGCUGAGGACAAACAGCGUGCCAUGACAUACUGGGCCAAGAUCUACAGUGCCAUGGAGUCACUGAGCAUGACAGAGGAUGAGAUCAGCUCUAUAUGCUCUGUUCUGGCUGCCAUCUACCAUCUAGGGGUGGCAGGCGCAUCUAAAGGUAACAACAACAAGGGUCAGUUCACGCGCCCAGCAGGUGCCCAGCGCGCAGCUUCACUCCUCGGUAUUUCAGUGGAGGAGCUGGCGCGCAAUAUCUUCUCCCCAUCAGGUUCUGCCACGUUGUCCCGUACAGCAUCCGUACGGAACAGUCCCGCAGACAAGAAUGCUGAGGCUCACACGACUGCUAUGGAAGCACUCGAGGGAUUCGUAAUCGGACUGUAUUCUGAUGUCUUCAAUGCUAUCGUAUCACUUAUAAACAGAUCACUCUCUUCCAACUACCGUUCCAUGGCCUCUAUCACGGUAGUGGACACCCCGGGCUUUCAGAACCCAGCAACAUGCGGGCGACAGACGGGUGCAAGCUUUGAGGACCUGUGUAACAACUACACACAGGAGAAGCUGCAGCUGCUAUUUCAUGACCUUGUGUUCACCACACCACAGGACAGAUACAGUCAGGAGAACAUAGAUUGUGACUUUGAGUUUGUGACCUCAUCGCCGGCAGCCAUGGUGUCCUUGAUAGAGAAGCCAUCCCAGCAGACCUUGGUGCGAACUUCAAACCCUGAAGUGCGAGAGGCAGAAAAGAAAGGUUUGCUAUGGAUACUGGAUGAGGAGGCAAUAUUCCCUGGUGCAACUGAGGACUCCUUCAUGGACAGAUUCUUUAGUUACCAUGGCGAACAGAAAGUCAAACGUGACAGUUUACUACGCAAGGCAUCAUCGCUUGGCAACACAUUCAUCUUGAACCACUUCCAGGGCACCAACCCUGUGCAGUACAAUGCCAGUGGCUGGCUGAAGGUGUGCAGGGAGAACCCCAUCACCAAGGUGGCCACCCAGGUGCUCCAGGACUCAAAGAAGUCUAACAUAAAAGACUUGUUCAACAAUGUGAAGGCCCCUGUGGGAGGGCUGGUCAGUGGCUCCAUUGUGGGUAUGGAAGGCUCCAACACCCUCAGGCGUGUGGGAAGCAUGAGGCGCACAUUCAUGUCCGGAACCGCAGGGCUCAAAAAGAGGUCAAUGUGUCUGCAAGUCAAGUUUCAAGUGGACACCAUCAUUGAAACAGUUCGUAAGACCAAGUGUCACUUCAUUCACUGCCUGCUUCCGCAAGCCAACUCAGGCCUGUGCGAGCUGCGCAGUGCAGCAGACAUGACCCCAGAGCGCCCAGAUGACAUCCUCAUCAAUGUGCCCCUGGUGAGGGGACAGUUUAGGGGUAGCGAGAUUCUGGAGUCAAUCAGAAUACAUAGACAAGGUUUCCCUGACCACAUGCUGUUUGGAGAGUUUGUUCAGAAGUUUGAGGGCCUGGUGCCGCCCCAUGUGCAGCCAACCAAGGACAUGCCAGAGAAAACGGCGGUGCUCCAGAUAAUAGAGAACCUGGAUAUUGACAAACUGAACUACAGGAUUGGACUGAGCAAGGUGUUUUUCCGAGCUGGAGCUCUGAACAGACUCGAGUCUUCCCGUGACGAUCGUGUGACAGGACGUAUCACUGCCUUCCAGGCCUACUGCAGGGGGUACAUUGCCAGGAAACGCCUUGAGAAAAGAAGGGUUCAGCACGUGGCAAUCAGCUGCAUACAGAAGAACGUGCGCAAGUUCUACCAGAUCCGAGACUGGGACUGGUGGAAGCUGUACGUGAAGGUGAAGCCCCUGCUCAACGUGCACCGUACCGAGGAGGAACUGCACGAGAAGGAGCUUGAACUCGAGACCAUGAAGACCAAGCUAGAGAAGAUCGAGCGAGAGAGGAGCGAUUACAAGCUACAGAUGGACCGCCUAGAAAACAGGGUUGCUGAGUUAACGGCGGACCUUGCGGAGGAGAACACAACGGCCACCCAGGCCUCGGAGAUGCUUGAGUCUGAGUCUGCAGAACGCAUGAGGCUUGAGAAGGAUCUCAAGGACCUACAGGGUCGUUACAAUGCUUUGAAGCGUAACCAUGACAAACUGGAGAUGGAGAUGUCACAGAUGCGACUGUGGCAGGCUGAGACACAGGAUGGGGAGAUGGAGGAAGAGGAGGUUGAUGGUGGCAUCUACAAGGAGAGGUAUGAGCGUAUCCGCAAGGAGCUCACAUUCACUAGUAAGAAGAUGCAACAAGACCAUGCAGAGGAGCUUGACCAGGAGCACACUGCUAAGAAGGCGAUAGAGAAGAGGCUUCACGAGGCCCUAGAGGAUGCAGACGACGUGCGCAGGCAGCUGACCUCCGCCAAGAAGAAGUCACAGAAACUGGUGUCUGAGAUGCAGGACUCAAAACUGCACUUAGAGGAGCAGAUGUCUCGCAACAACGACCUCGAGAGGAAACAGAGGAAGUUUGAUACAGAGUUAAGCAAAGCUACAGAGGAAGUGAGGGCCGAGAAACUCCUGAAGGAGAAACUGCAGAGAGAACGAGACACACUGGCUUCUGAUAAGUACUCACUGGAGAAACAAAUUGAGAGAUUAAAAAGUGACCUAGAGUCAGCGGAGGGCAAGAAUGAUAGACUGCAGAAGGAGAUAUCAGAGUCCAUGACCUCCACAGGAGUCAAAGACGAUCACGAUGUUGCAGCCUUGAAACGUGCCAAGGCUGACCUUGAGGCCAAGGUCAUUGACCAGGAGGAGGAGCUAGAUGACCAGGCUGGACAGAUACAGCAGCUCGAGCAGACGAAGGUCCGCCUGGAGAUGAACCUGGAGAAGGCGAGGCAGCAGAGCCUGAAGGAGGCCGAGGAGAAGGACCAGGAAAUGGAGGACCUGCGCUUCUCCACGCAGAAGAAGUUGAAGCAGAUGGAGAGCCAGAUUGAGGAGGAGUAUGAGGAGCGCAAAAUGCUGCUGCAGAAGAACAGGGACCUGGAGCAGAGGCUGGGGGAGGUGCAAGGACAGGCAGUCAACAGGGACAAAGAUGCAGAGAAGCGUUUGCGGCGUGACUUGAGGAGAACGAAGGCUCUUCUGAAAGAUGCAGAGGUGGUGCUCCAAAAACAGAAGACGGGAGAGGGCUCCAAGAAUCAAGUGAGGCAGCUCAGGAACCAGCUGGAGGACCUGGAGUUUUCGUCAGCUGCAGCCAUCAAGGCCAAGAAGACGAUGGAGCUGGAGUUGGCCGACCUGCAGCAACAGCUGGACGAUGUCUUCAAGUCUAAGCAAGAGACUGAGAACAAGUCUAUGGCGUUGCUACGGGAGAAGACAGAGCUGCAGUCCCAGCUGGAGGAGAAUGAGGAGGACAUGGCGGACAUCUUGAAGAAGUACAAGGCUGUGGUACAGCAGCAGUCCCUCGACCAGAUCACCCUCAACGACCGUCUGCAACAGAUUGAGGAACUGGUCACCGAGAGGGACAAACUCAAGUCUGAGGUGAACGACCUGAAGUCUCGAGUGCAGACUUUUGAGGAGAACAGCGUAGACAAGACUGCAGUACAGAGACUCGAGAACAAGAUUAGAGACCUCGAAACCAAACUAGAGCUGGAGACCACCAACAAACACAGGCUGGAGGUUCAGUUGGGUCGCACUAAGGAGCAAUGUGAGCGUGUGACAGAGGAGAAGGAGCAGCUGAACACAGCCAAGGCACAGGCUGAGGAGAACAUCAAGCGGGUGCAGCGACAGCUUCGUGACCUCCGGGACGAGUUCUCAGACGUACAGAAACGAGAGAUGGAAAUGGCACACAAGUAUAAAGAGAAUGAGAACAAAGUUGCUGAACUGGAGUCCGAUUUUGAGCAAAACCAGUCUGACCUAAAGUUGGCGUUUAAGAGAAUAUCUGACCUACAGGCAGCCCUGGAAGAGGGCAUUGACACGGAUUUUUCAGACAGCGAGAUAGACGACAACUCUGAUUCAGAUGUUGAGUCACAUUUAUCCAAUAAUAAACGCUCACCUCUCAUCAGUCGUCAGCGAAGUUACGACAGUGAAACCAGGUCACGAUUAACGUCAUCGUCUAGUUUUUUGACCGAUACCCUCUCUAGUCCAAGAUUAACCAAUCAUUUUGACCAUAGUGAGAUUUGACAGUAAUCUUGUGCUAGGAGUCGUUUUUCCUAUGUUUUAUUAUUCCGGGAACGUGCAACUAAGACAACCACUGAACGCAAUGACUGACCCCUAAACAGGGGCCUGGAAAGCUACUUGACAACAUCUGAGAGACCUUUUAUGGGAUGGUUCUGAAUUGCUGUAUAAGUUAUAAUGUAUACUCUCUGUGCAGGGGUGGCCUUACGUUGUUGUUCAGGCAGGCCUUGUUGUAUUGGGUACCUUGUUGUAUUUGGUUUGCAUCAAAAUUUCUUGAUGAAAUUGGGAAUAGUGUUAUUUCAGUCAAAUAAAAUGUCAGUUGUUGACAAGCGUUGGUUAAAUUAUCAAUUCAUAGAAUCUUAACAGUUUACUGCUUGGCUGUUACGCAAAUAUAAAAUACAUUUUUUUAUAACACACAUGAAGUGUAACAAGUAGCAUAAUCUUAAGAAAUUGUCAUGUAUUCUGUAUUAGUAAUAUUGUUUUGUUUGAAGACUUAUCAAAAGGUGAUGUUUGUAUUUCAUAGAUUUCUAUUUUGCUUCAACACACAUUUUGUAUGAAGCAAAUAUGUAUGCAGACAUGAAUUUAUUAUUUGUCAAAAUCUUGAAAACAUAUUCAGUAAAAAAUGUGUAUUUGUCCGAGUAAAAAUUGGAACUUUAACAAGUUGUACAUUUAACAUCGUUUGUGUACUAACUGCCUCAUUUAGUGUUUUUCCCAGGAGGGCAAAUGGGCAUGGCGCAUUACUUUCAAAAAGGGCAUUUUAGCGCGCAGUUUAGGCAAAAAAGGGCAAAAACGUUCCCUGAAUACCUGAAUUACGGGGAAACAUUAAACACAUCAGAAGCAGCUGUGGAAAAAAUAACAUAAAAAAGCACAUUUAAUGGUAAAAGAUGUAUUUAACUUACUAUGAUUUAUAUUAAUAUAUUUACCUUGCAAUGUACAUUUAAGUUCCAUGCUGUUUCAAUAAACUGUACAGCACGACAAACAUAAUAAAGCAAUAUAUGAUAUGAAUCUGAUUAUACACAGAUCCACUAACAUAUAAAUGAAACCAUAUUUGUCUUAUCCCAUGUUCUAACAAUAAUCUCGACAGAUGUUUAAAAUAAAAUUGCGAGUAAAUUGAUCGCUUACAAUAUGCGAAAACUCAUUUCCGUGACAUACAUCCACCUAGUAGAUUACAAAUAAAUAGAUAAUGUUGUUGCUAUCUAAAACAUGUUUAUGCAUCGUUGAUUAUCACAGACAUUUCAUUAAUUCCUUCUUAAUGUAUAAUCUCCAUCGUUAAUUCGAUCGUUUACGACUUUAUUUGCCAUUUUUGACGAGUCACAAUUUAAUUCUGUAUAGUCCGCCAUGUUGAUGAAAUGUCAAAUGAUGUAAGCGACAGGUGCGCAUAGCAACGUUAAAUCGUAUACGCGAUUCGCAUUUGUGAAAUUGGUAUACGUCUCAGUAAUUAUUUCAAUAAUUAGAUCUAAUUAUCUUAAAGACGAAAACGAUAAAGUUUGUGAAUUUAAAUGUAAUUAUGCGUAAAAAAAUAUAUGUUUUGAUAUAGAUCUAACUGAAUAAUGCAUGCAAAGCACAAUUGUCACGAGAAUAACAUCGAGUUUUUCAUCAAAAGUCUCCGAAGAAAUGAUUAUAUCGUGGAGGAGUACACAUUGCCGAGCGAAAAGUGCGCUUGGUAUAACACAGCCUCCGGCAUUAUCGAUUGAUACUGACACGGGGUUAUUCACGCAUGACUAAUUCACAGCUUUGGAGCAGUCAGUAAGACCUACCUAUAAAUCGAGCACUGUUAUAGAUUAAAUCUGCUCAAUUAAAUAUAGUCGAUUAGACGUUGACGUCUCUCGAGUAAAUCAAGCACAGUCGGAGCGUCACAGACAAUCAAGGAAGCUGAUUUUGCAGACCAAGUUAGAUCGUAAGGCAAUAAAGAUGUUAUCAAUAAGGGCCCGUGGCGAAAUUUGCCUUUGAAAAAAAGGGCGCGUGGCGAAAUUUGCCUUUGAAAAGGGCAGCGUGGCGAUCCGGGAGGGCGGCGUGGCUUUUCGCCACGCUAAAAUGGCCUGGGAAAAACACUACAGGCUCAUUUCUCUUUUCAAUGACAGAGAGACAGAAUCUUGUAUUUUAUGCAGAUUGGAAGCUGUGAUAUACGUGUCCUUUAUGUUAUUAUAUACCUUAUUUCUACUUACUGGUACUCAUCUUUUAAUGAUAUUUUUUUUUUGUUUUGGGACAAGUAAAUAUUGUCGGAUCUGCUUUUCAUGACAUUCAAUUUUUCUGUCAAAUAAUCAGGCAAGUCUGAUAUUUUCAAAGUUUUUACUGGUUGGGAAUAUCUAUGGUGUAUUAUUACAGGUAUUUUCAAUGUGCAUUUAUUUAAAAAAUAUUGUCUUUAGAUGUUUUAAAGGUUUCAACUGUCUAAGAUGGUCAGAAAUUAUUCAUGCCAAAAAAGUAUGUUGGAUCCUGUUAAUCCCACAUCUUCCAUCAAGGCUGAACGUGUGUACCAUUUUUGUUUGUUAACGUUAUGUAUUCAAUAAAUUUAAUCAGUUUUGUAAUCCAUAUUUUGUUUUGUAUGUGUCAGGCUAAGAGCCUUAGAAUAACUAAAUGAUAAUUCUUGCAAAUAUCAGUAGUAGAUCCCAAUCCCUUUCAUGGCUUAACAUGUUAAAGGGUUAUUAUAUCGAUUGUUAAACUUUGUUAAUUAUAAUAAAGGAAGAUUGUGUAAACAUAUUCUUGUUUGAAUCUGCUUUGAUUUGUGUUCAUUUUUAUAUUAAACGUAUUAAAAUUAGUUAAACAAGAACAAAUUUGGCUGGUAUUUGUUAUGUUAACAAUGCUAUUAAUUGAUCUUUAUCCAUAUCAAAUUUAGCCUUAGCAAUUAAAUAUAUAUUAUGUGUGUUGCUAUACAUGUAUGUUGCUUUAAGUGUGAUUAGAUGCAUGCAUUUUUAACAAAUGAGUGCUUUCUGCUAUGUACAUAGGACUAUGUAUAAACAUAACCACAAUUUCAUCAAUAUUCAAAUAUAAACUUGUUUAACAAAUACCUAAAUAUUGUAAUAAAGGACUCAAACAAAA
Messenger RNA from Dreissena polymorpha, 10208 nucleotides. Its product is annotated as unconventional myosin-XVIIIa-like. NCBI's taxonomy places the organism in Eukaryota, Metazoa, Mollusca, Bivalvia, Myida, Dreissenidae. Bases 267 to 7178 code for a protein of 2303 amino acids. The record is from RefSeq and is a predicted model, not a curated record. Gene Ontology annotation, molecular function: ATP binding; cytoskeletal motor activity; protein binding. Gene Ontology annotation, cellular component: myosin complex. The transcript has 37 exons.